Molecule: messenger RNA, 6545 nt
Organism: Dromaius novaehollandiae (emu)
Lineage: Eukaryota; Metazoa; Chordata; Aves; Casuariiformes; Dromaiidae
Gene: CALCRL
Product: calcitonin receptor like receptor
Exons: 13
Coding region: 1324-2727 (467 amino acids)
Biological process (GO): angiogenesis; cell surface receptor signaling pathway; adenylate cyclase-activating G protein-coupled receptor signaling pathway
Cellular component (GO): plasma membrane
Molecular function (GO): calcitonin gene-related peptide receptor activity; calcitonin receptor activity; adrenomedullin receptor activity
Source: RefSeq, a predicted model, not a curated record
AAAUACUCAAGCUUAAUGCUCAGUGAACUCCCAUUUGUUCAGCAUGGUAUUACCAUGGGCACGCUCCAAGUGUCCAUUGAUUUGGAGAGCAGAUUCUGACUGUUUAUAUCUGUCACAGAUAUCUGAUGUACAAAGAGCAAGUGAUAUAAGUGCUGGCAAAGAAAAACUUUUAGGUCCUGAUGUAAAAUUUUUUGAAGCUACUGUAAAGAUUUCCUUUAAUCCAGCUUGUUUUCAAUUAUGUCAGUUUCCAAACUGGGCAGCUCAUAAUUGAUGCUCUGAAAUCACUGGCCUUUAAAAAAUUGCAUGCUAGAGCUCAGCAAUGAUAACAAUGCUGCUGCCUUUUUUCUGCCCUUGAUAUUUCAAAGGCUAUUUUACUUAAAUACAAUAUUUUUUUCUUGAGAAAAAAACAAGGUGGCACUUCAAACUAUGCACUUGCUUGAAUUUGAAAAUUGGAGUCUGACCCUUAAUGCAGUUUUAUAUUUGAAGAAUAGAAGUAUUUCCCAGUAUAGCUUCUCAGCAUUUGCAGUAUGGUAUACGAUGCAGUCUCUGCAGUUUUUGUCGAAGAUGGAUCAGGUCACUCACAUUAAGGAGGAAUGCAGCUAUCAUAUAUUAUUUGUCUUUGAAUAAAGGUCUGAACUGAUUUACUUCUCUGGAUCUAGUUUGAAGAGGAAAAAGAAUCUUACUGGCUUGAUUGUGAAAAGACAAGUUCUGUGGCCUCCUGUCAGACAGAAUGAGUAUUUUCUGACUCGUUUCAGAGCAUUAGCUUUUGUCUGGGAGGGCAAGUUGCAGCCGAUCUCGGAGAAGAUGAAAGUAAACUGUCUCUCAACAGGAACAAUGCUGUCAGAUAGCACAUGGUAACCAUCAGCAGCCAGGCAGCUCUCUGCUCUUGUCUGGAAAUACUAGGAGAGCCUCGCUAUCCUGGGAUAUGCCAUCUGAGAAAGAAAAGUAACUUAACACUAGAUGCAGGCGGGGUCACAGUGAUGUAACAGGAAGCUCUGAUGUUUCGCUGCUGCUGCUGGUGCUGCUGCUCACUUACAAUCUGACAACGCUCCCAACUCUGCCCAGAGCAGCUCUUCUCCCCAGCGCGGAGUCACCUCUCCCACUACAGCCGCCAGGCUCCAGUGACUGGAUUAUACCUAGGGGAUCAGGCUGUAGGUCUCUUAUUUGGCUGGGGGAGAGGGAAAGAAACAUCUCUUUUCUCCCUCACUGAGAAGGGAAAUCGAACUGUUUGUCUAAGAAUUUAUCUGAAACCAUUUUCACCAGAGGUGUGUGUGUUUGAGUUCAUUUGACUACAGUAUAUAAUACACUGCACCAGAUAUAAAAAUGGCCACAAACUGGAUCAUAUUUUUGCUGCUCUUCUUAUCUGUUACUAUGUUUUUUGCCACUGCCAUACCAUCUGAAGGACAUCAGAAUAUGACAGAGGACUUCGGUCAACUGAGUGUUACACGGAAUAAAAUUAUGACAGCACAGUAUGAAUGCUACCAGAAAAUUAUGCAAGAUCCUAUUCAUAGGAAAGAAGGUCCUUACUGUAACAGGACAUGGGAUGGCUGGUUGUGCUGGAGCGAUGUUGCUGCAGGAACAGUGUCAGUACAGCGUUGUCCUGACUACUUUCAGGAUUUCAACCCAUCAGAAAAAGUUACAAAGAUCUGUGACCCAAGUGGGAAUUGGUUUAGACACCCAGAAAGCAACAGGACGUGGACAAACUACACCCAGUGCAAUAUCUAUACGCAUGAAAAAGUGAAGACUGCUCUGAAUUUGUAUUAUCUGGCCAUCAUCGGACAUGGUCUUUCAAUUGCAUCACUUCUGAUUUCCCUUGGCAUAUUCUUUUAUUUUAAGAGCUUGAGUUGCCAAAGGAUUACCCUGCAUAAAAAUCUAUUUUUCUCUUUUGUUUGCAACUCUGUUGUAACAAUAAUUUCACUGACUGCAGUUGCCAACAACCAGGAGUUAGUUGCAACUAAUCCAGUUAGUUGCAAAGUGUCACAGUUUAUCUACCUGUAUCUAAUGGGGUGCAAUUACUUUUGGAUGCUGUGUGAAGGCAUUUACCUGCAUACUCUCAUUGUGGUGGCUGUUUUUGCUGAGAAACAACACUUGAUGUGGUAUUACCUUCUUGGCUGGGGUUUUCCACUGAUCCCUGCAUGCAUACAUGCUGUUGCAAGGAGUUUAUAUUACAAUGACAACUGUUGGAUCAGUUCUGAUACUCAUCUGCUGUACAUCAUCCAUGGUCCUAUUUGUGCUGCUCUAUUGGUGAAUCUUUUCUUCCUGUUAAAUAUUGUUCGUGUUCUCAUAACGAAGCUGAAAGAUACACACAAGGCAGAAUCCAACCUAUACAUGAAAGCUGUAAGAGCUACUCUUAUUCUGGUUCCACUACUGGGCAUUGAAUUUGUGCUGUUUCCAUGGCGACCAGAAGGCCGGAUCGCCGAGGAAGUAUAUGACUAUGUGAUGCACAUCCUUAUGCAUUACCAGGGUCUACUGGUGGCUACAAUUUUCUGCUUCUUUAAUGGAGAGGUCCAAGCUGUUUUGAGAAGACACUGGAAUCAGUACAAAAUCCAAUUUGAGCACAGCUUCAGCCAUUCAGAUGCUAUGCGCACAGCUUCCUACACGGUAUCAUCGAUCAGCGAUGUUCAGGGCUAUAGCUACAAUCACGACUGCACCAGUGAACAUUUAAAUGGGAAAGGCUACCAUGACAUGGAGAGUGUUGUUUUAAAAACUGAAAAGCUGUAUGGUUGACUGCCAAAGACUCUGCAUCUGCCAGAGUGCUCAACCUCAUAGCUCAUGAACUCGAAGUUUGAUUUCAUGACUUCAUGGCCAGAAGAUUUUGCCUAACUUGGGAUAUCUUUUCCUCCUGAAUGAUGCAAACAAAAACAAAACAUUUUUCUUAUGUAUAUACACAUAUGCAUAUACACAUUUGUGUUUCUGUGUAUCUAUAUAGUAUGGACACCUGAGCAUAUAUAUGUGUGCAUAUAUAUAUAUAUAUAUAUGCAUUUAUAUAAGUACAUAUAUUAGAAUACAAACUUUGCCUCUUCAGUUUCUACUGUGUAGACAAAGUUGGCAAUUUUUUUGUACAAAGGGAUUCAAUGAAGGAUUUCUUAUUUUCUUGGCAGUUUGUAUAAACACUGUGUUGUACUGAAGCCACUUCAUUUGCUUACAGAAACUUAGUGUAAAUACCAUAUUUAUCAGACUGUAUUGUCUUAAAUUGACCUAAAACAGAACAGGAAAAAAAUGGUUGGUGCAAUAAUUGCAAUAGUUUGUCCAGGUUAAUUUUGUGUCCACCAUCUGACUGUCAUGAAAAAACAAGUAGUCUAAGACAAUAGACUCAGAAAUACUGACUCAGAGCCAGUUUGGUUUUGCAACUCUUUUAAAUUAAGCCUAUAGAUGCCAGUGCAAAUCCGAGAUGCUACCUACUUCUGUACUGCAACUGAAUACAGUAACCUUUGAGGUUUUUUAAUUUAAAUUAUUUUCACAUACACAGGAGUGUCUCCUCCUCCUACCCAAGUUUAUGGAAGCUUCUUACUGACUUUAAUGCAGACAAGAUCUAUGAGGUCUUACUGCCAGAAAGAAAAGUGCUAAGCAGAAUAACUGUAAGUAAGAAGUCCAUUCAGACAGUAAUCCAUGACUGAAGGUGAUAGAACUUUAUUGUGUGCUUAAGCAAGUACCCAACUGGGAAAAGAUCAUGUACAGAUUUUGUUGUUGUUUUUUUGGUUGUUUGGUUUUUAAGUAUUGCCUUGGCCAUAUGCCUGAUAACGUGUUCCUUCAUUUUGGGGCAAAAUUUUGAUUAAUUUUGUGGCUUUCUUUGUCUGAGAAAAGCAUGCAAGACUGAAUGCAGUGCAAAUGAUAUGCUGCCUUUAAAGCCAGUGUAUUAGAUUCAGAUUAAUCAAACAAAUUAAUGUUUAUAAUUUUUCAUUAUUGUUUGCAAAAUUCACUAUAAAGUUUGACUCAUAAAAGUUCAGAAGAUUUGGGAUUGAUAAUUUUGUUAUUAUUUUGUGGUGCUUCAUUCAGAAUCAAUCAUCUCAGUCACUUAGCUUAGAACAGUACGUGGUAAGUUGUUUCAUUGGUUCUACUGGCAAGUAAAGGUCUCACUGAAAAUGAUGAGGUUGUGAGGAAGGUCUUCAGAAAAUACUUCCUUAAAUAUAGUGUUUGGGGGGGGGGGUGUAAAUCUUUUGCUUUAAAGAAUUUGUAGAAGUUAUUUGUGUUUUAAGUGAAAUGACAAAGAAAAAUCAAAAGUGGGUGAGCAAUAAUAGGAGGUGAGUUUAAGGCUUACUAGAAAGAACAAAAGUAGAAAAAAGUUUUACUCGUUUAUUUUGCAGAUAAGUCUACUUCAAAUGAAAAAAAGUGGAAGUGGAGAAAAGUGGAUGUCACAGUUGAUAGACUAUUAUAAUGCUAAUGUAUAGUGGGUGCACUUAUGCCAUUUUAAAAAAACCUGAAAGAUAGUUCUUUCUGAGACCGCUUUUUGGUUUUCAAUAAUUAAUUCUGGAUAUGAAGAACUUGAUUUUAACAUUUAAACAUUUUUGUCAUAGCCUUUUGGUAAGCUUCAUUAGCAUCUAAUUAAUUUGCUGUCGCAGUGUUUAUUGGUUUGUGACUUCACAAGGUUGUAAAUGCUUUUUAUUUAGAUGGAAACCAUUAGAAGGAUGUAGUAAAUUCAUGCCAGUUGCACCUUUACAUAGUUUCUUACAGUUUUUAUGUCUGGCAUUUGAAUUUAGAAAGUAGUCUUGUGUUUUAUUAAUGAGCUAGUUUCAUAAUAUAGAAUCUCAGCCAGGAUGCACAAAUCAAGAUUUCUGUUCUUCUGCAAGGCUGUCUGGUUGACUGAUGCAAAUUUUAUGACAGUCAGAGGCUAUACUUGCAGUGGUGUGAAAUGUGGCAAUCAUCAAAUAUCACAAUCAUCUCUUACAUUGUAAGAAUACAGCCAUGGUAUCGGUUAUAACAUGAUUAGAAGUUAUUUACAAGUGUGCUUUCCGAGCUACAUAGUGUUACUUAAAAUCUGUGCACUGUUUGGAAAAUAUUAGUGGUGCAGAAAAUCCCUGCGCUGGUAUAGCUUUACACUUCGGGGACCAGAUCAUCACCUGGUAUAAAUCAGCAGUGCUCUCUUGGUGUCAGUGAAACACAGUAAUUUUAAAACUGAUGACUGACUAUUUGGUUCCUAAUAUCCCUGGUCUGUAUCCUGAUUUGUUUUCAGAUACCUGACUUUAUUGAGCUCCAUUUUCAGAAUCACUGGGAGAUAGGUACCAGCUGCAAAUCAAAGCCCAGGCAGAUAAUCUGUCCAUUUAAAAAAAGUGCUGUUAAGCCCUUCAUGGCAUAAAAUCAGACAAUUAUUUCAGUGGUACCCAGUGGGUUGUUGUAAUUAAUACAAAAGUGACAGUGAAGAGUCUAAUACAAUAGUGAAUUCAGUUUUCUUCUCAGCCAUGCAGUUCAAAUUCAAUAGCCUGUAACCAAAUUUGUAUCAUUUAAUGCAAAGUACUAGGUGCUGACAGCAUCCUGUCCUCUGUCAGAGAAACUUGUGAGGGGAAAUUAGGAGGGGGGAAAAAAUGAGGUUUUUUUUUACACAGAAAUAAUCCUGCUCCUUCUAGGUGGACAAUCACAGCAUGCUUCUAGGAGCACUUGUCUUCACUUUGAAAAAGAAACACACAUACAGCUGGAUAUGAAGGAAAAAGUUUGUGGCUGUGGAGGGUUAAAUGGCAGAGGAGCACUACAGUUCCCUGCCCCUCAUGAAGUUAACUAACCUAUUUCCCAUUAUGUACUGGAAAAUAUAAAUUCCCUAUUUCUUCCUUCUAUCUCAUCUUUUUCACGUCAUACACAGCCAAAAGCAGAGUCUGCUCCUUAAAAAUCUUUUGUCACUAUAAAUUAAGAUCAAAUCCUUAUGUUCGUAUUUCUCAUGGCUAAUUUUAUUACUUUACAAAAUGUUGUAGUCAUUAUCUAUGUUCUCUGGGAUGGAAGAAAGCUCUGUUUUGGUGGGGCUGAGAGAUUCUUUUGAACAUGCAAACACUUAUCUGUUAUUUGCGCUUUAUUGGUUUGUUAUCUGGUGAGGAUUUUUUGUGUCAGUCUGAAAGGGGCUAGAGAAACAUUUGCCUUGUUUAGGAGCUUGUCUUAUAUUUGGUAUCUGUAAUACAAGGUUGUUAGUUUUCUAUGAGAUGGAAUGUCUAUUUUUAAUGCUACUGUCUUCAAUUAAUAAAAUGACACAGAUGGAUAGCAAGGAUUCAUGCUCCAUUACAGGGCCCUCAGUUUAUUUUUUUUUAUUGUUAACUUUUUUGCUCUGUAUUUUUUCAUUUUGAUGGUGUAUUUGGCUGUAGAAAUGCUGCAACAUGUACUCCUUUUCAUGUCAUGAAACAUUCAGGAUGGAAAUCGGGCAACUUUCAAGUCAUGUACUAUGUAAAUAAGAUUAAUAGAUGCUCUAGCAUUGUAUUUAUUGCUUAGACUAAGAAUGAAAUGGAAAAAAAUGUGAAAUAAUUUUUUUGGUUUUGCUUUAUUUUCACCUUGUUCAUAUGAAUCAUCAUGCAUUUUAAUUGCUAAAAAAGUAUUACGUUUGUGAUCAAUAAAAUAUUACAUUUAUGCUG